GCAUUGUUUGAAUUUUAUCAGGUAAUGAACUCCCCCCAGAGCUCAUUCAAACUUUAUUGAAGAUGGCACCAACAACAGAUGAAGAACUAAAACUAAGGUUAUAUAGUGGACACCUCUCUCACCUUGGCCCAGCCGAACAGUUUCUGAAAGUCAUGGUUGAAAUUCCAUUUGCCUUUAAACGCCUCGAAUCAUUGUUGUUCAUGAGUACGCUUCAGGAUGAAGUUUCUACAAUUAAAGAGUCAUUUGCAACUUUAGAGAUAGCAUGUAAUGAACUCCGAAACAGCAGACUAUUCCUGAAGCUCUUGGAAGCUGUUCUCAAAACCGGUAACCGUAUGAAUGAUGGCACUUAUCGUGGAGGUGCACAGGCGUUCAAACUCAACACACUUUUGAAAUUGGCAGAUGUAAAAGGAACUGACGGAAAAACAACUCUUUUACACUUUGUCGUACAGGAAAUUAUUCGAUCAGAAGGUGUAAGAGCUGCACGUAGAUUAAGAGAGAGCCAAAGCAUGUCCAGUGUGAAAACAGAAGAUCUCAUCGAAGACUCUUCACUUGAAAUAGAAGAAUACCAUCGAAACCUUGGUCUUCAAGUGGUUUCUGGACUUAGCAAUGAGCUUGAGAAUGUAAGAAAGGCGGCACUUAUCGAAAGUGACGGUCUAGGUACAACUGUGUCCAAGCUUAGUCACUCACUCAUGAAAAAUAGAGAAUUUCUUGAGAUGGAGAUGAAAUGUGUAGAGGAAGAUAGCGAGUUCUAUGAUACACUUGCUAGUUUCAUUCAGCAUUCCGAAUCUGAUAUUACAUUUCUAUUAGAAGAAGAAAAACGUAUAAUGGGUCUGGUAAAGAACACGGGAGAUUACUUCCAUGGUAAUGCAGGAAAGGGUGAAAGUUUGCAUCUCUUUGUGAUUGUUCGUGAUUUCUUGUUCAUGUUGGAAAAGGUCUGUAAAGAAGUGAAAAGUUCUGCUAAAUUAUUGGGAAUCGGAAAGACCCCUAGGAAAGAGGCAUUGACAAUAUCCCCCUCUCAAGAAUCGCGCCAGGAGUCUUUGCCAGAUUUUCGCCAGCGACUAUUUCCAGCAAUCAAGGAGCGGCAUAUCGAUGAUGAUUUCAGUUCAGAUGAUGAAAGCUGAUCUCCCUAUCUUAAAGAACAAGUUAAAACGAAAUUUUCUUGAAUGGCACAUCUCUCCAAAUGUCUUCACAAUCAAUGUGUGUUUUUGGGAACCGAUUUUCUGCUAUGAGAGGAUAAGGGAACAAGGUUUGAUCCUAUGUUGUCUAUUGGUUAUCUCUAAGUGCAAAAAUCAGCAUGAAUACACCGUCCUGAGGCUUAUAAAAUACUAGUGUAGGACUAUCAAAACUGUAUAUCUGAUUCUUUGUUCACUUGAAAAUCCAGUGUUGGUUUGCGUUUGUGUUUUAUUUAUUCAUUUAUCUAUUUUUCACUUUUGAACUUGUUUCUUAUGUAUGAUGUAAAUGUUGUGGCCUAAAAGCUGCAUUACACAUGAUACUCAAUGUAGAAACUUCAAGCAGUAAUGCUUAUUUUCAAUGCAGAUAGUAUAA
This is a messenger RNA of Olea europaea var. sylvestris, 1545 nucleotides long. RefSeq names its product formin-like protein 5. The transcript is spliced from 2 exons. Gene Ontology annotation, molecular function: actin filament binding. NCBI's taxonomy places the organism in Eukaryota, Viridiplantae, Streptophyta, Magnoliopsida, Lamiales, Oleaceae. Bases 63 to 1121 code for a protein of 352 amino acids. Gene Ontology annotation, biological process: actin cytoskeleton organization; actin nucleation. The record is from RefSeq and is a predicted model, not a curated record.